This is a messenger RNA of Nannospalax galili (Upper Galilee mountains blind mole rat), 6367 nucleotides long. RefSeq names its product nuclear receptor subfamily 3 group C member 2 (gene Nr3c2). Gene Ontology annotation, biological process: regulation of DNA-templated transcription. The record is from RefSeq and is a predicted model, not a curated record. Gene Ontology annotation, molecular function: zinc ion binding; sequence-specific DNA binding; DNA-binding transcription factor activity. The transcript has 9 exons. Bases 921 to 3863 code for a protein of 980 amino acids. Lineage: Eukaryota; Metazoa; Chordata; Mammalia; Rodentia; Spalacidae.
CAAGUAAAAACAGGUAGAAAUCUUCUAAAUUUCCACACUGAUGCAGUUAAAAUUUCACUUUAAACCAUAGUUUGAUCAUAAUGUCUGCAUUUGAAAUUAUUGUUUAGAAUAACAGUGAGCAAGUGUAGGAAAAAAUUCUUGUGUUAAAUUAUUUUCUAAAUGGGGAUGUAAUCAUCCAAGCCUAAUUUAUCAAUCUUGUUCAUAGAAUUUACAUUAUGUUAUCUUAAAUGGUGAUUUCUCUUCACCUAAUGUAUUACAAUGAAAAGUUUCAAGCAUACACAAAAGUUGAAGACAACACUGUAUAACAGCACUUAGAUUGUUAAUAUUGUACUGUGUAAAUACUUUACCGAAUAUCUAUCUGUCGUUCUGUCCAUUUUACCAAUUUAUCAGUGUAAAUAUAUCUUACUUUUGAUGCAUUUCCAAAGUCAGUUUGGGAACAUAAAUACCCCUAAAUAAUUCUGUUCAAAGUUUCCUGAACAUAUUGUUAAUUUUUAAUAUGAAUUUAUUUAAAUAUGUUCUUGAUCUCAGGUAAGACAUACCUUCACAAAAGUUAACCUAGAGGCCACUUUUGCAAAUAAGAGACAGGCAAAUGUUUGUUUUGCUACAAGCCAAAAUGCCACCUUGAGCCACCUAAAACCGGAGUGUGCAACACUGUGUGGGUAGUGGAGGCAACUGGAGGUUGGACCCUGAAUGGUGGGAGUGAUUAAAGAAAGGCAUGGUUGUUUUAACAGGCUAGUUCCUUGUUUAACAGGGUUCUGUGUGGGAAGGGAUCAGCAACUUUCACAGCUAUUUAGGAAGAAAAUGGGAAAGUGGGGAGGAGCAAUAGAGCCAUUAGAAAACUGUGAAAGAAGUGCCAACCCAGAAAAGAGGGACGUGUGGUCAGUUCCUGUGUUUAACUCUGUCCUGGAGAACAAGCAGCUAUGGAGACCAAAGGUUACCACAGUCUCCCUGAAGGUCUGGAUAUGGAAAGACGGUGGAGUCAAGUUUCUCAGAAUGUGGAGCGUUCUUCACUUGGGCCUGUAGAGAGGACCGAUGAGAACAACUUUAUGGAGAUUGUCAACAUCAGCUGUGUUUCCGGUGCUAUUCCAAACAACAGUACUCAAGGAAGCAGCAAAGAAAAACAUGAACUACUCCCUUGCCUUCAGCAGGACAAUAAUCGGUCUGGGAUUUUACCAUCUGAUAUUAAAACUGAGCUGGAAUCAAAGGAGCUUUCAGCCACCGUCGCUGAGUCCAUGGGUUUGUACAUGGAUUCUGUCAGAGAUGCUGAGUAUACCUUCGAUCAGCAGAACCAACAAGGAAGCAUGAGCCCAGCAAAGGUUUAUCAAAACAUGGAGCAGCUGGUCAAGUUUUACAAAGAGAAUGGCCACCGGCCCUCCACGAUAAGUGGUGUGAACAGGCCCUUGAGGUCAUUCAUGUCUGAUUCCGGGAGCUCCAUGAAUGGCGGCGUCAUGCGUGCCAUUGUUAAGAGCCCAAUCACCUGUCAUGAGAAGAGCCCCUCUGUUUGCAGCCCUCUGAACAUGACGUCUUCAGUGUGCAGCCCUGCGGGCAUCAACUCCGUGUCCUCCUCUACAGCCAGUUUUGGCAGUUUCCCAGUGCAUAGCCCCAUCACUCAAGGAACCCCUCUGACGUGCUCCCCCAAUGUUGAAAACCGAGGCUCCAGGUCGCACAGCCCAACACAUGCUAGCAAUGUGGGCUCCCCUCUUUCAAGUCCAUUAAGCAGCAUGAAAUCCCCAAUUUCCAGUCCUCCAAGUCACUGCAGUGUAAAAUCUCCAGUCUCCAGUCCAAAUAAUGUCACUCUGCGCUCCUCUGUGUCCAGCCCGGCAAAUCUCAACAACUCAAGGUGCUCUGUUUCCAGCCCUUCCAAUACUAACAACAGAUCCACUCUCUCUAGCCCAACAACUAGCACUGUGGGGUCCACCUGCAGCCUCAUCAGCAAUGCCUUCAGCUACGCUGCCUCUGGCACCUCUGCUGGAGCCGGUGCCACCAGGGAUGUGGUUCCCAGUCCAGACACCCAUGAGAAAGGUGCUCAUGAGGUCCCUUUUCCUAAGACUGAGGAAGUAGAUAAUGCCAUCUCCAAUGGUGUGAAUGGCCAACUCAACAUUGUCCAGUACAUAAAAGCAGAACCAGAUGGAGCUUUCAGCAGCUCCUGUCUAGGAGGAAACAGCAAAAUCAAUUCCAGUUCUCCAUUCUCAGUACCAAUAAAGCAAGAAUCAACCAAGCACUCGUGUUCAGGAGCCUCUUUUAAAGGGAAUCCGACUAUAAACCCAUUUCCAUUUAUGGAUGGCUCAUAUUUUUCCUUUAUGGAUGAUAAAGACUAUUAUUCCCUGUCAGGAAUUUUAGGACCACCUGUGCCGGGCUUUGAUGGUAACUGUGAAGGCAGCGCAUUCCCAAUGGGAAUUAAGCAAGAGCCAGAUGAUGGGAGCUAUUACUCCGAGGCCAGUAUCCCCUCAUCUGCCAUUGUUGGCGUGAAUUCUGGUGGACAGUCCUUUCACUAUAGGAUUGGUGCUCAAGGUACAAUAUCUUUAUCACGAUCACCUAGAGACCAGUCUUUCCAACACCUGAGUUCCUUUCCUCCUGUCAAUACAUUAGUGGAGUCAUGGAAAUCACAUGGUGACCUGUCAUCCAGAAGAAGUGAUGGAUACCCUGUCCUAGAAUACAUUCCAGAAAACGUAUCAAGCUCUUCUUUACGAAGUGUUUCUACUGGAUCCUCAAGACCUUCCAAAAUUUGCUUGGUGUGUGGGGACGAGGCUUCGGGAUGUCACUAUGGGGUAGUGACCUGCGGAAGCUGCAAAGUCUUCUUCAAAAGAGCCGUGGAAGGGCAACACAACUAUUUAUGUGCUGGAAGAAAUGACUGUAUCAUCGAUAAGAUUCGAAGAAAGAAUUGUCCUGCCUGCAGACUUCAGAAAUGUCUUCAAGCUGGUAUGAACCUAGGAGCUCGGAAGUCAAAGAAAUUGGGGAAAUUAAAAGGCCUUCAUGAAGAGCAGCCACAGCAGCCACCACCCCCACCACCACAGAGCCCCGAGGGAGGGACCACAUACAUUGCUCCUACCAAGGAGCCCUCGGUGAACUCCACGCUGGUCCCACAGCUCGCCACCAUCACACGUGCACUAGCGCCGUCCCCGGCCAUGAUCCUGGAGAACAUCGAGCCAGAGAUCGUAUAUGCAGGCUACGACAAUUCCAAACCAGACACAGCAGAGAACCUGCUCUCCACACUCAACCGCCUGGCAGGCAAACAGAUGAUCCAGGUGGUGAAGUGGGCCAAGGUACUUCCAGGAUUUAAAAACUUGCCUCUUGAGGACCAAAUUACCCUCAUCCAGUAUUCUUGGAUGUGUCUAUCUUCAUUUGCCUUGAGUUGGAGAUCGUACAAACAUACGAACAGCCAAUUUCUCUAUUUUGCGCCAGACCUAGUCUUUAAUGAAGAGAAGAUGCAUCAGUCUGCCAUGUAUGAACUGUGCCAAGGGAUGCACCAGAUCAGCCUUCAGUUCGUGCGACUGCAGCUGACCUUUGAAGAGUACACCAUAAUGAAGGUUUUGCUGCUACUAAGCACAGUUCCAAAAGAUGGUCUCAAGAGCCAGGCUGCAUUUGAAGAAAUGAGGACAAAUUACAUCAAAGAGCUGAGGAAGAUGGUCACUAAGUGUCCCAACAGUUCUGGGCAGAGCUGGCAGAGGUUCUACCAACUGACCAAGCUUCUAGACUCCAUGCAUGAUCUGGUGAGUGACCUGCUGGAAUUCUGCUUUUAUACCUUUCGAGAGUCCCAGGCCCUGAAGGUGGAGUUUCCUGCCAUGUUGGUGGAGAUCAUCAGCGACCAGCUGCCGAAAGUGGAGUCUGGGAACGCCAAGCCCCUUUACUUUCAUAGGAAGUGAUAGGAGGUGUCAGACUGGAAGAACUUUGCCUUAAGUUUCCCCAUGUUGUUCUACACCUAUGAAGGACCCAAGAAAUCAUAUUUUUAACAUGUGACGGUUGAUUCACACUUGUUCAGCAGUUUCUCAAGUUUAAAAUCAUGUUAAGGGUCUGGAGCCGGGAAAGCCAUGGGUUUGGCAAGGCCUGAGCUGGCUGAAAGACUCUUCCCUCUCCACUCCCAGCGCUUAGAAACACGUUCCCGUUCCUCUGGAUGAAAAGCCAUAUCUAGUCAAUAACUCUGAUUUUGAUAUUUUAACAGAUGGAAGUUUUAACUAUGCCAUGUAGUUUCUGGUAUCUUUUGCUUGUUUUCAAAGGGUUCAAGGACUAAUGAACUUUUUAAAGCUUACCCUUGGUUUGCACAUAAAAUGUCUAGUCAAUAUGGGGCAUUAAUAUUCUUUUGUUAUUUAAAAACACAAAAAAGAAAAAAUAUAUACAGAUUCCUGUUGUGUAGUAAUGGAACAUGUGGUGGGAACUGCGGCCCUGCAGGGCACGUUUUCCUGCAUCACUGGCAUAUACACUCGUUAGCGUCCACUUAUUAUUUAAUUAGAAUGGAUAAGAUGUUAACUGCCUUGGUUUCAAUUUCUAGUAUCUAUUGUGUUGGCUUUACAAAUAAUUUUUUGCAGUCUUUUGCUGUGCUGUACAUUACUGUAUGUAUAAAUCGUGAUGGCCUGAAAUAAGGUGUGAGGAACUUUUGUAAAUGAGACAUACGAAAAAAAUCUUUAAUGGUUAAUAGGAUGAAUGGGAAAGUAUUUUUGAAAGAAUUCUAUUUUGCUGGAGACUAUUUAAGUACUAUCUUUGUCUAAACAAGGUAAAAAUUUUUUUGUAAAGUGAAAUGCUCUGCAUGCGUAAUGAACCGUUUACAGUGUAUUUAAGAGAGGGAAAGCUGUGCCUUUUUUAGCUUCAUAUCUAAUUUACCGUUUUACAGUCUCUGUUGUAAAUAACCACACUUAAACCUCUUUGGUUGUCUUUAAGCCUUUCUACGUUUUCUCUACUAUUUGUUUUGUUUCUGGUCUCCCGCUCGGGGUGUUUGUGAGACUCCAGCACACUGUCUGGCUUCUGCUUCUUCUGCUUCCACUGGGGAUGCCACUGCAGUGUCUGCAGCUCCUGGCGGAUGUGGUUUGACAGCACCCGCUGGACAGAGGUCAUGAGAGUGCUGCAGCUCUAGGAAUGCUGCUUUGUCCCUUUCCACAAGAAGCAGAGUCGGCUCUUGGAGGGGGAGACUGGAAAUUGGGUGCAGAGAGCACAGUUCUCCUCCCACAAUUCUCCUUUGGGUGAAAAAUUCCAUGCACUCUCUACAUCUGUCAGAGAUCAGAAAGACAUCUCUGGUCUUGGACAGGGUUCUGCACUCCUGGAACUGGUCAUGGGAACAUAGCUAUCAUGGCAGGAGGUACUGGGGCAAUCCAUCUGGGCAACGGUCAGUUAGAAUGGCGUGGAGACCCGAAGAUCACUAGAGGGUUUUUAGAUUUUUUUAAAGGUAGGUUUUAAAAAGAAAAUUUUAUACAUAAACAGUUUUAGAGAAAAAAAAAAAACAAAAAACAAAAACACUACAGAUCAUGUAAGCAAGACAGUGGCACUAAAUUUUUUAAUUCAUUAAUUUGUCUGAUGAUGCAAUUUAUGGCUUUUCUCUUGCCCCAAAUCACAAACAUGUGUAUCUUUGGGGAAACUAACAAUAUGAUUGCACUAAAUAAUCUACUUUGAAUAGAGGCCAAAUUAAUCUUUUGAAAGUGGUUAUGAUUGUCAUUGGUACUCAGUGAAAUCAUAUGAAUUCCCAAAACUUAAAAGGUGUAGCUCAGGCCUAAGGCUGGGAUGAGCUGCAGGUGGCUCAGCACUUCUCCGUAGGGUUCACCAUGCAGGCAACAUUACCUUGUCUUUCAAAAGACACCUGCCUUCUGCAAAGGGAAACCUAGGAACACUGAGCGCAGAGGAGAGGGUUUUCUUAAUUUGCAAUGUCAAAUUUUUAAUUUAUACGCAGAUCUUUAAAUGCAGUCAACUUAUAUGCACAGCAAUAUGAAAGCCACACUUUGAAGGUGAUAAAUAAAUAGCAUGCAGACUAGGCAUUUCUGGAAAAGAAAUAGCUUAUGAAAGCAGCUCUGAGUUAACUAUGAAAUUGGAAUUUCAUCUUAGCUAGGCUGGAGAUGGAAAACGUCUGCAUUAGCUUUUUGUAUUAACAAAGUUACUGGCUCCUUGCGUGUCUCCAGGUAACUUUGCUUGAUCAAACAGCGAAGCCAUAUUCUCUAAAUUCACUGUUGAAUGCCUGUCCCAGUCCAAAUUGUCUGUCUGCUCUUAUUUUGUACCAUAUUGCUCUUAAAAAUCUUGGUUUGGUACAAUUCAUAAUUCACCAAAACUUCAUAUAAUUAAAACAACACUAAAUUAGUUUAAAAUGAAGCAAUUUAUAUCUUUAUGCAAAAACAUGUCUGUCUUUGCAAAGGACUGUAAGCAGAUUACAAUAAAUCCUUUACUUUAAUCA